UCCAAGCAAAAAAAUUACAAAACUUCACUAUUAUAAAAUGAAGACAAUGAGGUUGCUUACUUUAUUUCUAAUAAGCGUUAUCAAUGUAAAUGCUAAUACAGUUCCUGUAUUUCUAUUAGAUUAUGAGUCUGUUCUUCCUCAUGUAGUAGUAGAGCCGAAUCCAUUUAAUAAAGUCGAUACUUCAAGUUUCUUCGAUAUAAUUCAUGAAGCUAUAAGGAAUUCAAAGGUAGUAAUAAUGUUCGUAGAAGAAAAAUUCAGUACUGAAGAUAUAAGCAUCAAAGAUGAAUUUGGAACUCCAUUUCCAUAUUUAAAACAAGGUCUCGGUGAUAAAAAAGUUAUGUACUUCCCAAAAGUAAUUGAGCCCUACAAAUUACUCAAGCAAGUCUUUCAACAUCAGAAAAAUAGUGUAUACUAUGUAUCUAGCACUAGUAAUAAAAUACAAAUACGUAAUGGACGUCAAAAGCACUUCUAUAUUUAUUUCAAAGACUCAGUUAAUGACACUCGAGCUAACACGUUGAGGCGCCAUGAUAUGGUUAUGCAGGAAAUAUAUUUUGUAAUACGACGAAUAGCAUCCGGGCCCGUUGUAGGAUUUUAUACGGGAAAGAUGAAUCCAGUAGUCAUUCGGAAAAUCAACUUUCUACCUCCAAGGGUAGCAGUAAGAAAACAGGUUCCAGGCGUAACAGUUACUAGUACUGGAGCUCUUUUUCGACUUUUUGGAGUAUAUUCCACUGUUGGUACUCGUCGGUCCACGUUUAGUCAAAGUCCACUGGUUACUGAAGAGAGAUGGGCGCGACGUCAACUAAAUAUUCGAAUGGCAUACACCGAUUUCGAACUGGAGUUCACAUUUUCAUCUAAACCUGAGGGAUGGAUAGCAGAAAAUGUAGCUCUUUUGGAAUGGGGUGAAGAAGUUGGUCACACAAAACUGGGGGUGACCGUCCCGUGGGAGCACUCUUAUAUUUGUGGAGAGCCACUGACUAUAGUUAAUACUAGAGAUGGAAGUGCUGUUAUUAUAUCGCAAUAUCAGUUACAAUCAUUUCAUUCCGAUGUUUAUUUACGCAACAGUUCGGGAGGCAACAAUACACACUGUUUUGGUCCAGCUAUUCAUUGCGGGCCAUAUUUUAACUCGCGAAUAUUGUCUGGGUUGAUGAUAACAUUUUUAUUUCUUGGGAUUUUAACGUAUGGUGUCAUUAUUUUAUAUAACUGUAAUUCAAAUGACAGAUACGAUGAUGCUCAAGGUAAACCACUUGUGAUUGCUUCUGAUAUGCAUUAGAAUUUCUUUUAUUAAUGAAAAGUAAUAAUUUCGUGUAAGAAUGCUUCAUUGAGUUAAUUAUAAGUUAUUUAUGUUAUAAAGUUAAUAAAUAGUGAAAAUGUCGUGUUACAUAAUAUUUAUUUUUAUAUAUAAUUAGAGAUAGAGUUGCCCCACAUUGUCGUCAAGUUGUUCGUUGAGAAAAAUUGCCAGUCUUAAAAGAUUGAAUGCAUCACAGAUUAGCCUAGUCGCGUAACACUCUUAUUACUGUAAGCUUAUCUGUGUUACCUGAACAAGUUAGUCCUUGGAUAAAAUAACGUUAGGUUUAGGUUAGCUAACGCAUUUAGGUUAAGCGGCAAUUAUGAAUUUAUGUAUCAUUUAAUUUUAUAUAAAUGAGCACAAUUGUAGCUAACGCAACACGAACAAAGACUAUAAACAUCCAAAUUACAGAUUUGUUGAAAGAUGGAAGAAAUUGAGAUUGUCUUUAAUGCAUAUUAGGGCACUUCAUAAUGCUGAAAUGGUAACGAUUUCAAAACACAAUAUUUUGUCGAUGGCUGUCCAUUUUAAUACAAUUAUUAUAUUAUUUUUGAAAUGUAUCACGAACGAUAAUGAUAUUCAACUUAGCCUUCUAAAUCCCGACAGACACGAAAUAUCGCGAACAAUGACUGCCGUAUCACAAAUUCAACCAACAGUCAGAUUCAGAAACGGUAUUUAGAGGAGAGUUACUUUUAAGUCAUCUUAAGUCAACUCACGAUGUCAACAAGUCAAGAUGACUCAAGUCAUCUUAAUUUAAAUUAAUGAAAUGAAUGAAGAGAUGAAUGAGAAAUUCAGAAUACACACUUUAAAUGUUAAUUCCACCAUAACAGCAUUAUUGUUUAUGAUAAAAGUUAUAACCUAUCAGAUCUGGCUUUACAUAUAUAGAUUUUAAUUAGUUGCUGGUGACAAGAUGGCGCUACAGAAGGAUUAACAAUGAUAAUAGAAAUAACCGUUAUUAUUCUUCUUAACCGUAUAUUUUUAUUGAA
Messenger RNA from Pieris brassicae (large cabbage white), 2268 nucleotides. RefSeq lists its product as uncharacterized. NCBI's taxonomy places the organism in Eukaryota, Metazoa, Arthropoda, Insecta, Lepidoptera, Pieridae. The record is from RefSeq and is a predicted model, not a curated record. The transcript has 4 exons. The coding region runs from base 38 to 1270 and encodes 410 amino acids. Gene Ontology annotation, cellular component: proton-transporting V-type ATPase complex.